This is a messenger RNA of Trichobilharzia szidati, 3579 nucleotides long. The record is from the annotation of a GenBank genome assembly. NCBI's taxonomy places the organism in Eukaryota, Metazoa, Platyhelminthes, Trematoda, Strigeidida, Schistosomatidae.
AAACGUAUGGCGCUUAAUUCAGCGAUCUGUCAAUUUACCGGGAAAAACAACUUUGUCAAUUUAUACCAUUUUUCGCUGAAUGGUGCUUGAUACGAGACAUAACUACUCAUUUCGUAAUAAUGGAUACCAAUAUACCAGUUCUUUAUUCAAACUAUGGUAUCCUGCCGUUUUAUCCUACAACUGUGAACCAUGUAGAGCACCGUGCUGUCCAGGACUCAAUUUCAUAUCCUUGUCGCAAUGAUUUCCGAAAUGGAAAAGCAAGUAUGCAUUAUCAUAAACAGCAGGCGUUUGAUAAAAACGCUUUAAUAUGUCCUAAAUGCAAUAGUCAAUGUUUUAAAGAUAUGAAUUGGUGUUCUGGCUGUGGUGAGCUGCUAAUUGGAACAGCAGAAUGUCCACUAAAUGACGGAAAUUGUGAACAGAAUAAAAUAACUUUAAGCAGCGUGGUACAACAAGAUAAUGCACUGAAUACAAAUGAACUCUCUUCGAAUAUAUCUUCAGGUGUAUCUUCUUCUUUUCCAAUAUCAUACGAAAAUGAUAUGCAAUUUCCUAACGUAAUUGGUUAUGCAUGUCAUUCAUUACUAUCUACUACACCAGAAACUCGUUUCGAUGUUUCAUCUUAUGCAGAAUCGCCAGCACUUUCGUCAGAGAAUUCGAAGAAAAAACAUUUGGGAUGGAACAACUCUUUUUCAUCAACACAUACGAAUGGGAAGUAUCAUAUUAGCGAAACAAACACUCCUCAUCAUGUUCCUUUCGAGUAUUCUCACACGAAAUAUGACGUUUUUAGUAUGUUUCCGAACAUUUCUACAGAUCAGCUACGAUAUCAAUUCCAAAGGAAUGCGGAGUAUGUAAAUUGUGCUAGUGAUUGCAACAUCAAUACAGAUGCGUGUUCAAGAGAGAAUGGUUCGUUGCACUUCUCAGCAGUGAAUUCGGAAAAUUAUGGUGAUAACACUGAAUGUAAUCAGUUUUGUCAAUUUGAUAACUUUCCGGAAUAUCGUCAACGUCGCACUUCUGGUCCUAUCAAGCCAAAGAAGACAACUAAUACUCAAAAUAUGUGUCAUGCUAACAGUGUGCCUUCAAGUUACGGUUUGACUAGUCAUGCUUCACCUGUCAGAAUGUCAAAUAAUGCUUCUCAUAACAGUUGCACAUUUUCACAGACCCCGUGGUCCGAUGCUUCAGCAUCUGAAGUUGUAGCUAACCUCCUACGUGAGACACAAAUUUCACUUUCAGCUAAUAAUAGUAUUCCUUCUAAGCCAUCACCAUAUCAUUUAUGGCCAUUUCAAGAAAUGGGACCUAUGAGUCAAAGUCCUCCAAAGUCACACAGCAGUGUUCAGAAGCGAGGUGGGUUCUGUCGUCGUAAGCAUCCAUCUGAAUGCUCCAGAACGGAAAAUUCAACAUCUGUGCAAAAUCCAGGCAUGUACCGUGCUCGAAGCUUCAGUUCAGAUUUCGAAGACUCUAAUCAUACGGAUGUGAAUUCGGCUAAACUUCAACCUCGAACACAUUGGCAGUCUUCUAGAGGGGCUUGGUCUGCUCAAGAUCCUGCUGUGUUAAAAAAGAAACCUGCUGCAUAUUUACUUGCAUCAUAUAGUCAAGGAAAUGUUGCAUCUGAUCAACUUGAACCCCCCAAUACUGUUAUAAAACAAAGCAAUUCAAACAUUCAAUCGGAAAAAUCUCAAUGCCAGCCUAAUUCAUGUACAAAUACUAAUCAUCCAUUUAAUCAAAGAAGAGGAGAGUUGAACAAUGCCCUGAGAUCAUCUCUACACGGUCGUCCAGAAGGCAGUGGUGGUGACAAGUAUUCCAAGUCAAAUCGUUCCCAUCCUGUAAGAAGACGUAAUCGUGGUUAUAUAUCAAAGAGUUUAAGUAUCAGUACAGAUACUUCGUCAUCAGUAGCAGCAGCAGCAACAACAACAAAUCAUUCCAUUGCUAAUUUACCAAAAGAGGUAAUUGCAAGUAUUCUUCGCACUGAUGAUCCAAUAGAUAAAAUAGAAAGGGAAAAUAGCGUCUCAUCACCUAAUUGGUUACUCUUACCAGAUGAAUUAUGGCUUGAAGUACUCCGGUAUGGAACUCCAGUAGAUCGUGUUCGUGUUGCUCAAACCUGUCGUCAUUUAUUCCGACUUUCAAUGGAUCGUUCCUUGUGGCGUGUUAUUCACUUACAUCGACAGCAUAAUUUAACUGAUGCUGAUUUAGUAAGAAUUGGUAAUCUUAAACCCAGAGAACUACGGUUUACAUAUUGUCGUGGGGAUAGUUUAACUGCUUCUGGAUUGAAACGUAUGUUUCUUGUAUGUGGUCCAGGGUUGCAGAAACUCUCUCUAAUCGGUUGUACUAAAGGCCCAUUCGAUCAUGAUCUACCGUUACGAUUAGUUGCAGAUCAUUGUCAUAAUUUAAAGCAUGUCAAUGCAAGUUAUACACAAGCUGUACGUGAUCAAACUGUUAUCGCGCUGGCCAAAUCUGCUACACACUUGAUUAGUGUAAAGUUGAACGGUGCUCAACAAAUAAGUAAUGCUGCUAUACAACAAUUAGUACAUUAUCAUCAACGUACUCUUGAACGUUUGGAGUUAUUUGGCUGUUUCCGUUUAAAUUCAAGUAUUUUUUCUCUGCUGAGUCGUUGUCAAGAGUUGAGAGCACUAGCUUUCGGACAUCUACAUCAUUUAUCAUCAGAUGGUCUACUGGAACUUGUAAGCAAGUUACCUCAUCUGUCGUCUCUUGACUUACGCGGAACACAAACCUUCAGUGAUGAUGAUAAUCUUUCACAAUUAGCAGCAAAAUGUCCUCAUUUAGAAGAAGUUGUCCUAGCUAAUAUGCAUUCGUUAAAACGUGAAACAGGCAUAGCUCAAAUGCUACGUCUUCUGCCACGUUUACGUGUUUUAGACUUAUGCGGUCUAGCUGCUGUCGGUGAUUUAACUAUGGAAGUAUUGGCUACUAAUUGUCGUCAACUAGAAGAGUUGGAUGUCAGUUGCACGUCAGUUACUCAAAAAGGUUUAUUUCACCUAACAAAUGCACCAGCAGUUAGCUUAAAAUGUUUACGAAUUAGUCAUUGUAGAGAAAUAACAAAUGAUGUACUCGAACGACUGAUCAAAGCUUGUCCAAAAUUAACACUGCUCUACGCCUAUGGAUUUGUUUCAAUUGAUGAUUGGGGUUUCUUACAAAAAAUUCGGCCUACUCUAUUGGUUGAAAGUGGUAUUUAACUACUAGUGGUAAUUAUAAUAAUAAUAAUAAUAAUAAUAGUGAUAAUAAUAAUAAUAUUUAAGGCUUUUAAUGACACAGUUACACCGUCUCACUACUACUACUACUACUACUACUACUACUUACUACUACUACUACUACUACUACUACUUAUUUUAUUGUGUUAUUCUAAAAAUUGUUAUCAUCCUUUUCUUUUUGCACGCCUUUGCACUCUACCUUCCUACUAUUGCUACUACACUCUUUAAUUGUUGUUCAAUUUAAUCUGACAAUCUCAAAAUAAUAUUCAACUUUGUUUUGUUAACCGGGCAAUCAGUUAUAUAACUGUGUUAAACUGUUCAUCUCUCAAUUCCUGACAUAAUAUUAAUAAUAAUAAUAAUAAUAAUAAUAAUGGUAAUAAUA